Myotis davidii is the source of this 1171-nucleotide messenger RNA. Its product is annotated as paired box protein Pax-3-like. Gene Ontology annotation, molecular function: DNA-binding transcription factor activity, RNA polymerase II-specific; RNA polymerase II cis-regulatory region sequence-specific DNA binding. The coding region runs from base 344 to 1171 and encodes 275 amino acids. The record is from RefSeq and is a predicted model, not a curated record. The transcript is spliced from 5 exons. Gene Ontology annotation, biological process: anatomical structure development; regulation of transcription by RNA polymerase II. Lineage: Eukaryota; Metazoa; Chordata; Mammalia; Chiroptera; Vespertilionidae.
CCGGCCGUGCUCCGGGCCCCACCCCCUUCCCUGGCUCGUCGCUGCGCCGAGACCCCUCCCCAGCGUCCCAGGCGCGGGGCCACUCGCCCAGAUUCCCAGUAAACUUUCCCACCCUGGGCUCGAGAUCCUGGACUCCGGGGCUUCCCGGCCUGGUUCCUCCUCGAGCCUCUCCCUGGACUAGAAGCGAGCAGCCCCCUUCCCCACGGCCCUCCCUCCGUCUCCAGCCUCUUUGGGGAGGGGGCUCUCCGCGCGCCGGGGGAGUGCCCGAGGGUGACCAGCGCCUCGCUCGCCUUCCUAUCUCGCCUGUGCCUGCAUAUCAUUUCCAAACGAAGCUGCCCGCAGGAUGACCACGCUGGCCGGAGCUGUGCCCAGGAUGAUGCGGCCGGGGCCGGGACAGAACUAUCCGCGCAGCGGGUUCCCGCUGGAAGUGUCCACCCCCCUCGGCCAGGGCCGAGUCAACCAGCUGGGCGGUGUGUUUAUCAACGGCAGGCCGCUGCCCAACCAUAUCCGCCACAAGAUCGUGGAGAUGGCCCACCACGGGAUCCGGCCCUGCGUCAUCUCCCGCCAGUUGCGCGUGUCCCACGGCUGCGUCUCUAAGAUCCUGUGCAGGUACCAGGAGACUGGCUCCAUCCGGCCGGGUGCCAUUGGCGGCAGCAAACCCAAGCAGGUGACGACGCCUGACGUGGAGAAGAAAAUUGAGGAAUACAAGCGAGAGAACCCGGGCAUGUUCAGCUGGGAAAUCCGAGACAAAUUACUCAAGGACGCGGUCUGUGACCGAAACACCGUGCCCUCAGUGAGUUCCAUCAGCCGCAUCUUGAGGAGUAAAUUCGGAAAAGGGGAGGAGGAGGAGGUCGACCUGGAGCGGAAAGAGGCAGAGGAGAGCGAGAAGAAGGCGAAACACAGCAUCGACGGCAUCCUGAGCGAGCGAGGUAAGUGGCGCGCCGAGGGCCUGCGCCGGGCGGCAGUCGCGCUCCGGAGCCGGGGGCCGGAAGGCGGCCCAGCUCCCGUGGGUGUCCAGGUCUCCUGGCUCCUGCCCACGCCACCCGGGCUGGGGCUUACUCAGAUGUUUUUGGAAGUGGAGAAGAAACACGUCUUUGUUGAUAGAUGUGUACAGUUCUGGAAGCUGGAAGUAAAACUUCCUGAAGGCCUAAGACUGAAGAAGAAGUUGUGA